Molecule: messenger RNA, 3194 nt
Organism: Athalia rosae (coleseed sawfly)
Lineage: Eukaryota; Metazoa; Arthropoda; Insecta; Hymenoptera; Athaliidae
Gene: lolal
Product: longitudinals lacking protein-like
Exons: 4
Coding region: 545-928 (127 amino acids)
Biological process (GO): regulation of transcription by RNA polymerase II
Cellular component (GO): nucleus
Molecular function (GO): protein binding
Source: RefSeq, a predicted model, not a curated record
AAUAGCUUAAAAUAACAAACCCCGAUGGCAGUCGAUUAGAAUCGUGCAAUGAUUUUUAUUUCAUUUUAACCCCAUAAUGGAAGCACAACAUCUCGUCAAACUCGUGCCAAAACUUAACAUAGUUAACCUAUAAACUUUUUCCUGUGUUUCCUUCGUACUUUAUACCUUUUCCUUUUGAAAAACCAUCCGAACUACAAGACUUGACAACCUUUUGUUCACAGAUAUUACCCAUAACUCCGAUUGUCAGUAUCUUCCCAAAAUAUGGAACCCAUUUUCGGUUCAUUCAAACUUUCUUCUGCCUGUUUUCUGAAAACCAGUAGAACACGUUAACUUUUAUCGUAUUCAUAUUCCGUAAAUCUGAACGUGCUUCAAACCUGCAUACAACAAUAUAAGUCAUCCGCUCAGUGCCUUAAAAAUUCAUAAACCUUUUCCUUCACAUCUUUCACUGCUCUCCUAACAGUUCCAGAUUUGGUGUGGUGAAGUGUGGAUCGAUUGGUCGUAGAUUAUUUUUACCUUCGAUCAAGACUGUAUAAUUUUAUCUAAAAUGGCUGGAGAACAGCAACAGUUUUUCCUCAAAUGGAAUGAUUUCCAGUCGAAUAUGGUAUCAUCAUUUAAGAAUCUUAGGGAUGAAAAGAGCUUUACGGAUGUUACCCUUGCGUGCGAAGGACAGACUUGCAAAGCACAUAAAAUGGUCCUAUCCGCAUGUAGUCCAUACUUCAAGUCGCUGCUCGAGGAAAAUCCAUCGAAACAUCCAAUUAUAAUUCUCAAGGAUGUAGCAUACAGUCACCUUCAAGCAAUUCUGGAGUUCAUGUACGCAGGAGAAGUUAACGUAUCGCAAGACCAGCUCCCAGCAUUUCUGAAAACCGCAGAUCGACUCAAAGUCAAAGGCUUAGCCGAAGCUCCUGGCGCCAUCAAGAGGGAGGGUUAAAUGUUUUGGAAAUAGUUACAGUGUUUUCGGAAACGUGCAGACUGAAAAAAUUGUAAUGUUGUAAAGUGAUUUCACAAGCACAUACACUAGCGCUAAAUAGUGUAUCUGGUUCAUGACUGUUAUCAACUUGACUUGUAAAUUAAAAUUUUAUAAUUUUUUUUUUUUUAAUUGCAUUUACCUAGACAAUUUAUUAUGAAGUACAAGUUGCAUCAAUGAUCGAAGUUGAUCAGCCUUGAACCAGUGUGCUGCAGACUACCAAACUGGUUAUUUUUUUAAAAUCGGAGUGCUACAGAGAUACAAAUAAACAAGAGAAUCACGGAUAGUUUAAUAUAUUGUCGUACGCGGCUGGUUUGCAGAUUCAUUGAAACUUGAGAUACCUAUAAUUCGCAUUCAAUUCCGGUAAAUUAUCUUGGAACUUGAAGUAGAAAGGCUGAUGACCAGAUGAAUUGAAUCAAGGUUGAUGAAAUAAAUACUGCACAAAUUGCGACUCAAUUUUCCAUCCAGGUAUUUAUCGCAAUUUCCGAAACAUUCAAAGAACCUGGAAAAUGAGAUUAAUGUCGAUAAAUUUGCAAAAGAGCCGGAUACCUUAUAGCAGAGUAUAACCCCAAGUUUACUGUGAGAAGCGUUAUUGAGUUGCUUACUUUUUCACGAUAAAACACAGCUUAAACUUUCACUAUUCAGUAAAAAUUUGGUCUUUCGGCACAUUCAGCAAUCGCUGAGCAAAGUAGGCAAUCCGAAGCAAUUUCGCUACUCUGGUAAUCCUGGUACCACUCAACCAAAUGCUGCCAGUAUUCUUGUGGCGUUUUCACACUAUUACCGAUAGAACCAAACUUAUUUAUGAUAAUAAUAUAUUGUGGAAUGGUUUUCCAAGAACUGAAAGAAGUUGACUGUAACAUACACACACACAUUUUUUUACAAGCAAAAAGCAGAGUAGUCGUUUCCGAUCGCAUGGUUACCUAAUUACAAUCCGGACGAAUUGAAAACUUUGUAAAUUAUCCGAGGUACGAUGCAUCGACUGUUCUGAUCAUGUUUUUUCAGGUACGACCGUAAAUAGCAUUAUACAUAUAUAGUUGAAAUAACUUAUUUACAACAAUAGCGUAAUACUUUUAGACUGUUCAAAAGUGUUGAAAUAAUAUUUUUAAACUUCUUUUUAUCCGCCGAAUUCUUAGGAAACGAAAUGACAAUGUGAAAUGAUUCUGUUUCGGUUUCAAGAGAGCCAAAACCUUAAACUUACGUACGCUUGGUUUUAUAACGGGUAGUUGUAUGACAUGAAAAUUCUUUCAUAUUUAAUCUUACGAACUCGAUAUCAGUUAUUAAGGCAUCUUGAGUUCGAUUGUUCCCCUACUACCAUUUCCUAACAAUUUGCUGAGGCACUGGAUUAUUUAAAACUGACUAUCGGGAUCUGUAGAGUGAUUUUGCUGUAAUCAUGUAAUUUUUUCUGGAUUUCACUACAUUGAAUUUAAUCGUGAAGCAAAAAUUUGAGAAUAUCGUAAUAUAAGGUUUUGACGGUUGUUAAGAGUAAGCAAUUCUUUCAAAAGACACAUGGCUGUAGGAAGUUAUUGUUCAAUUUUUCGUUACGAGUUCAAAGUUUGUGCUCGAACAGCUAUCUCAAUCACCAAUAGACAACUGGUGAAUCCCUCUCCAUGCAUACGAACCAUUAUAUGCCGUUCUUCGAGAAACUCGGACGCUAUCUAUUUUGUUAGAUACUUACGGAUUGCAUACAUUAAUUUAAGUUAUUAUAAAUGAACAUUCAUUUAGUUCCUACUUCCUACAGAUACUGGGCAUUUGGUGGUUGAACGUUGAUUGAACGAGCAAACAUGAUAAUGAUAAUUAUAGUAUAAUCAUUAGCGAUGAAAACGAUUUUAUACAAUAGAUCAUUUUUAACAAAGAACAUUAUGUGGUAAAAGUUUUCAUGAUUCUUGUCCAAUGUCUAAAUACCAACAAACUUACUUUCUUUCUAUUUUCUUUUCUGUUACUCUGUUAUUAUAAUUUUUUUUUUUUUUUUACCAUAAUUUUGAAAUCCAGAAAUUUAAAACGACCAAUUUAACAGUUGACUUGGGAGGUGGUUAGUUAUUAAGAUUAAGAUAAAAUUCAACGAUCAAUUAACUUUUUUUUACUCUUGCAUAAGUUUGCACUCUGUGUUUGAUCUGUUUCCUCCCCUUGAGUCCCUUUUCCCCUUAUUCUAGCGUUACUUUUGCCGUCUUCGUGACUCGAUGAGUAUGAUUAUAAUAUGAUGUUGAGAUAUAAAAUAAAUCGUGUAAAUAUA